Molecule: messenger RNA, 1205 nt
Organism: Jatropha curcas
Lineage: Eukaryota; Viridiplantae; Streptophyta; Magnoliopsida; Malpighiales; Euphorbiaceae
Product: serine/arginine repetitive matrix protein
Source: RefSeq, a predicted model, not a curated record
CCAAUCACACAAAAAAUCCCAUGUCAUGUGUGUCUGUUGUGGGUUUUUCCAAUUAUAGAUAUCUGAGAGAAAGUGUCGUGUAAAAACAGCAAUGGAGUCUUUUGAUGAUGACCCUUUUGAGUCCUCAUCAAGUAAAGAUCAUCAAAAAGUGGAAAAUGUUCAUAAUCUUUUAGAAGAUGGUUGGUUCUUUGGUGAACUACUUAGCAGAAAACCAAAAGCAAUGCCAAGAUGCUAUUCUGAUCCUUCUCCAAAUUUUAGUCAAGAAAUUAUAUCAGAAAGUUAUUAUUUACUCAAUCCUUCAAAAAAGAAACCUGCAGCUAAAAAUUUGAUCAGAGCACCUUCUUUGCCACCUUGUAUUGGGAGAAGAUCAGAAGAGAGAGAAAUCAAGAAACUCAGCAGGCAAUUAUCAGAUCAAGAUUUGGUUCAAGAAGCUGGUGAUAGUUGUAAAGGGAAGAUAGAAGAGAAAGAGAGACCAUUAAAACAAAGGUUAUUAAUUAGAACACCAUCUCUACCACAUUGUAUAGGGAGAGAAGAAGAGAUUGAAGAACAUGAAUCUGAUAUUACAAUGAGCAAAUUGAUUCGCCAAGCAAUGCCUCAUACUUCAAAGGGCUUGACACAAACUUCCAGCAUGUCAAAGUACAGACCACCAAGAAGCUGGAAGGUGGAAACAGUUGACACAGUGAAGGAAACAAAGAACUCAAGUCGGAGGAAUUUGAAGAAAAGCCUAAGCAAUCUUGAAUCCCAAAUUGAAGGGUUCAAGGACUUAGAAUUCCCAUUUAACAAGCAAGAUUUGAACCCAAGUAAAGCCGGCAUUAUCCCUGUUUCUGAGAACAAGAAAAAACAAAACCAAGAUCUAGACCAAGAUAAGGUUAGGAGGAGGCCUUGUCUUUCCGAGACGUGGCAUGUGCAAAGUUGUGCAUCUCCAAUUCCCAUUUGGGCUGCCAAAAGUUCAACUCAAGACAUGAAAGCACAGCUCAAAUGUUGGGCUAGAGCUGUGGCAUCUAAUGUCCGCUAAAUCCUAAAUUCUAAAUCUUAAACUCAUCAAAUAGGUUAAGAAUGUUCUUUAUUUGCUAAUCAAUUUUUUUUAUCAUUUUGUAAUUCCUAACAUUCUUUGGACUUUUGAUGAGUGUUUAUAUUGGUCCGAGUGAGAACAACGUUAUAUACCAUAUUGGAAUGAAGAAACAACAAUUCCUGUUGAUCUUGAA